AUGUUGGCUAGCGCUGCGGUCCUACGUGCUAGGAUCCCGUCUACGAUGCGGAAUGUCUCUACACAUAGCGGCAAAGGCAUCUCUGCGGUAUUGCAGAAGAACCCAGAUGAUGUGGUCAUUACCUUUGCAAAGCGUACCGCGAUGGGGAGGAACAGAAAGGGUCAAUUCAAGGAUAUCCCAGUGGAUGAAAUGAUGCAAGCUCUGCUCAAGGCAACCUUUGAGAAGACAAAGCUGGACCCCGCGAAACUUGACGACAUUUGUGUUGGCACAUGCCAUCCUCCUUCUCCAAUGUACUCCUCGCGGGCCGCUGCUCUCGCAUCCGGCAUUCCUCAUGAUGUUCCUAUCUCGACAGUGAACAGGUUAUGUGCAUCCGGGCUUAUGGCCAUCCGAAACAUUGCCCAUGCUAUUCAGUCAGGGGAGAUAUCUAUGGGAAUGGCAAUUGGAGUGGAGAAUAUGACACUCAACCCUCGUCCUACGCCUAUUAUUGCUGAAUCUGUGGACAAAAUUCCCCGUGCUCACGACUGCAUCCAACCUAUGGGUUGGACGUCUGAGAUGGUUGCUCAAACCUACAAAGUCUCGCGACAGAAGCAAGAUGAAUAUGCCCUCAUAUCACAUACUCGCGCAAACAAGGCGAUGGCCACAGGUAUCUUCGCUGAGGAGAUCAUUCCGGUCGAAAUCCGAGGGACUGUGAUAUCUGUUGACGACACAAUCCGGCCUGGCGUGACGACGGAGAUGCUAUCUGGGCUAAAGCCUGUGUUCCAAGAUUGGGGCAAUGCAGCUACCACUGCUGGAAACGCCAGUGGCAUUGGCGAUGGUGCCGCGUUAUGCAUUCUCACGACAAGAGAGCGCGCGGAGAAGGAAAACAUGGAAAUUCUCGGGAAAUGGGUUGGAAGCGCAGUCGUCGGUGUCGAACCCCGCUACAUGGGCAUUGGCCCCAUCGCCGCUAUCCCUAAGGUCCUCACGCAAGUUGGUCUCACUAAGGAUGAUAUUGACAUAUAUGAGAUCAAUGAAGCAUUCGCUUCGCAAUUUGCAUACUGUGUCGAAGAACUUGGCAUUUCCAUGGACAAAAUCAACCCGAAUGGUGGGGCAAUAGCCGUGACGCACCCUUUGGGAAUGACUGGCCUUCGUCAAGUUGUUACCGGCCUCGCAGAACUCCGCCGGAGAGACAAAAAGUUUUUGUGCACAAGUAUGUGCGUCGGCAGUGGCAUGGGUGCGGCAGGUAUCUUCGUGAACGAGGCACAACCAUUUCGUGAAGCGAAGUUAUAG
This is a messenger RNA of Suillus plorans, 1266 nucleotides long. RefSeq names its product Thiolase, N-terminal domain-containing protein. Gene Ontology annotation, molecular function: acetyl-CoA C-acyltransferase activity. The record is from RefSeq and is a predicted model, not a curated record. Gene Ontology annotation, biological process: fatty acid beta-oxidation; phenylacetate catabolic process. Gene Ontology annotation, cellular component: peroxisome. The transcript has 10 exons. Lineage: Eukaryota; Fungi; Basidiomycota; Agaricomycetes; Boletales; Suillaceae. The coding region runs from base 1 to 1266 and encodes 421 amino acids.